Messenger RNA from Linum tenue, 1986 nucleotides. The record is from the annotation of a GenBank genome assembly. NCBI's taxonomy places the organism in Eukaryota, Viridiplantae, Streptophyta, Magnoliopsida, Malpighiales, Linaceae.
AGAACAACUAAAAAUGGUGAAGCUCAGAAGAAAGAAGAAAAUGAGAAACUUGUCUACUUUUCUGUUUGCCUUGCCAUUUCCUUGCUACCGACAUCCAAGAAGUGGAGUGAUUGACAGGCGCUCUCUCUCUCUCUCCAUAACACCUGCCAUCCCCCUCAUGGUCUAAAAAUGGAGGCAAGCAACCAAGAGAAGAAGAAAGAGAGGGUGAUUCAUGAACAAAAGUUGGCUUCUUUCUUGACUUUGCCGUAGUGGGUACUUAAGUUGAAAAACGAAUCUUCCUUCCCUCCUCUCGCCAGAUAUUUUUUCACCAAUUCUUCAAUAACCCAAUUCAAUUGUAAGGCGUUGUCGACUCUUUCUCAAUUCUCAUAAAAACCAUCGCCUCCGCUUCCCCCCGACCUCCAAAGCACUGUCUCCCUUUCUCUCAUGGCUUCUUGUCCUCUUUAGAAAACCUCCAAAAAAUCUAUCUUUUCUGCUACCCAUAUAAAAUUUUAUCCAUUUUCAGCCUAUAUUUCUCAAAGAAAAAACAGAGUAUUCGUUUUUUUGGGGGAAAAGUGGAUGACGGGAGAUGGGUACGAGAAGCUGGGUUCGGAGAAGCCCGAUUACGAUGGAGAUGGAGAAGAGAAGAAGAAGAGCAGCGUGUGGAAGAAGGUGAAAUACCAGCUCGUGGACUACCACGCGCUGCCUGGUUACAUGAAGGACAACGAGUACAUCCAUCGCUACUACAGAGCGGAAUGGCCCAUCACGCAGCUCCUCCUCAGCGUCUUCCGCAUCCACAACGAAACCCUCAAUAUCUGGACGCAUUUGAUGGGGUUCUUUCUGUUUCUGUUCCUGACGAUAUACACGGCGAAGAAGGCGCCGGAGAUGGUGGAUCUCAAUUCGCUGCAGCGGCUGCCGGAGUUGCUCCGGUCGUCUUCCGGGGAGCUGUACAAGGAGUUAAUUGGGUGCUUGUCUUCUUUCCCAAACAUGCAUGAUCUUCAUAGGUUGAGGGAAGAUCUCCAGGCUUCCUUUACCAAUCUUAGCCUUGUGGAAGUUCUCAACAAUUGCCUCCCUAAACGAGUCCUCCAACUUCAUCGGUCUAACGACUCCAUCCUCGAGCAAGGAAGUGGCAAAGAGGAAGAAUCAUUGAGCAACUUGCUGUUGGGUCCCCUACUAUCCCCGCAGCCAGCAAUCACAAGAUGGCCAUUCUACAUAUUCAUGGGAGGAGCAAUGUUCUGCCUACUAUCCAGCAGCAUCUGCCACCUCUUCUCCUGCCACUCCCAGCGCAUGUCCUACAUAGUCCACCGUGUCGAUUACACAGGAAUCGCCUUGCUCAUUGCCACCUCAUUCUACCCGCCUGUCUACUACUCCUUCAUGUGCAGCCCCUUCUUCUGCAACCUCUACCUGGGUGCCAUCACAGUGAUGGGGAUCGUCACAAUGAUCUUCUCGUUGCUCCCGACGUUCCAGAGGCCCGAGUUCAGGAGCUUCCGGGCCUCGCUGUUCUUCGGGAUGGGGGUCUCCGGGGUCGUGCCCAUACUUCACAAGUUGAUCCUGUAUGGGACCCACCACCCUGAGGCCCUGCAGACGACCGUUUACGAGGUUCUGAUGGGGGUUCUGUACGGGUUGGGGGCUCUGAUCUAUGCGACCAGGGUCCCCGAGAGAUGGAAGCCUGGAUGUUUCGAUCUCGCCGGCCAAAGUCACCAGCUGUUUCAUGUUCUGGUUGUGGCUGCUGCGUUUACUCAUUACCAGGCUGGCCUUGUUUACUUAAAAUGGCGGGACUUGAAUGGUUGUUAGGGGUUCCAAGUAGUAAUUGGAUAUGGAAUUGUUUCGGUUCAUCUGGGAUUUCGGCGGGGGAAUGAGAAAAAAAAAAUUAAAAAUUAAUUCAAUGCUUUCAUUGAGAGUUAAACUCAAGACCUCCCGCUUACUAAACGGGUGCUCUAACCAACUGAGCUAUGAAAGCUUGUUUGUUUAAUUUCUCAUUACUUCAUAGUUAUCAAUUUUAAUGUCCCA